Molecule: messenger RNA, 321 nt
Organism: Thermothelomyces thermophilus ATCC 42464
Lineage: Eukaryota; Fungi; Ascomycota; Sordariomycetes; Sordariales; Chaetomiaceae
Exons: 2
Coding region: 1-321 (106 amino acids)
Source: RefSeq, a predicted model, not a curated record
AUGCGCGCCACGAGUAGACUCCUCCAUUCAUGCCGGAUUACCUUGUUCACCCGUCCCACUUGUGGGCUCUGCACUCGAGCAAGAUCGGUUCUAUCCGAUGUGUGGGAUCGACGGCCUUUUGAUUUCCAAGAGAUUGACAUUGUCAAACCGGAAUCCAAAAAUUGGCGGGAUCUAUAUGAUUUUGACGUUCCAGUAAUACACAUCAGCAAAGCCAGCUCACCCGAGGAAGACCCAAGGCUGGCCUCGAAAGCUGUCAAGUUGAUGCACCGCUUCACGGCCGAGGAAGUCAUGGCCAAGAUGGACUCCGUCGAGAAAUCAUGA